CGGAUUCGGAAAUCUAUCUCUUCUCUGCUUAAAAGCUUUCGUCAUCUCUCUCGAAAAUCUCUCUUGCUUCAUCGUCGUCGUCGUCAAGCUCUAAAAAGAUGCAGAUCUUCGUGAAGACCCUGACCGGCAAGACCAUCACGCUCGAGGUCGAGAGCUCCGACACGAUCGACAACGUCAAGGCCAAGAUCCAGGACAAGGAGGGCAUCCCGCCGGACCAGCAGCGCCUGAUCUUCGCCGGGAAGCAGCUCGAGGACGGCAGGACCCUCGCCGACUACAACAUCCAGAAGGAGUCGACGCUCCACCUCGUGCUCAGGCUCCGCGGAGGCAUGCAGAUAUUCGUCAAGACCCUGACCGGCAAGACCAUCACGCUCGAGGUGGAGAGCUCCGACACCAUCGACAACGUCAGAGCCAAGAUACAGGACAAGGAAGGCAUCCCUCCCGACCAGCAGCGUCUGAUCUUCGCCGGCAAGCAGCUCGAGGACGGCCGCACCCUCGCCGAUUACAACAUUCAGAAGGAGUCGACGCUCCAUCUCGUCCUGAGGCUUCGCGGGGGUAUGCAGAUCUUCGUCAAGACUCUGACCGGGAAGACCAUCACGCUCGAGGUGGAAAGCUCUGAUACAAUAGACAACGUCAAGGCCAAAAUCCAAGACAAGGAAGGUAUCCCGCCGGACCAGCAGCGUCUGAUCUUCGCUGGAAAGCAGCUCGAAGACGGUCGCACCCUCGCCGAUUACAACAUUCAGAAGGAGUCGACGCUCCAUCUUGUGCUGCGGUUGAGGGGAGGUAUGCAGAUCUUCGUGAAGACCCUGACGGGGAAGACGAUCACGCUGGAGGUGGAGAGCUCGGACACGAUCGAUAACGUGAAGGCGAAGAUUCAGGACAAGGAGGGCAUCCCACCGGAUCAGCAGCGCCUCAUCUUCGCCGGGAAGCAGCUGGAGGACGGUCGCACGCUCGCCGAUUACAAUAUCCAGAAAGAGUCGACCCUGCACCUCGUCCUCCGCCUCCGCGGUGGCUAUUUCUGAAGACACGGGCAUCUGGAAGUCCUCGCAGUCGGCAUGUGAUUUCGUCUGGUUUCAUGGUGCUUGAAAGUGGCUAUUUUUCAGUAGUAUAUGUUCGUUCUGGUGUAGCUUCUCUCUUAUGUGAACCAUGAAUGAAUGAACCUUAAUAAUAAGUAAUACAACUUUAUUUUCUCC
This is a messenger RNA of Eucalyptus grandis, 1190 nucleotides long. RefSeq names its product polyubiquitin. The transcript has a single exon. Gene Ontology annotation, molecular function: protein tag activity; ubiquitin protein ligase binding. Gene Ontology annotation, biological process: modification-dependent protein catabolic process; protein ubiquitination. The record is from RefSeq and is a predicted model, not a curated record. NCBI's taxonomy places the organism in Eukaryota, Viridiplantae, Streptophyta, Magnoliopsida, Myrtales, Myrtaceae. Gene Ontology annotation, cellular component: cytoplasm; nucleus. The coding region runs from base 99 to 1019 and encodes 306 amino acids.